UUAGUUGCCCUAUCCCAAUUCUGAAACACAUAAGAAAAAUCUCAUUUUUGAGACUCGAAACACUAGACCAACGAAGCUCUCUCAUUCUCAUACAUGGAGACCCUUAAAUCAAUCUUCUCAAUUUUCACCACCAACCCAUUUCUCCUCCCAACAAAAUCUCUCAAACCCUCCAAGGUUUCAAUCAAACCACCCCCACCAGACUUUGAUUUCAGAACAGAAAUCUCGGAUGACUCUGUAGCCAUAAUAGCCCAAACUCACCCUGAAUUGCUUGAUUUAGCUCAGAAUGGGAGUUUGGUAUUGAUUGAGAAAAGGCGGUACGGUCCGGUACCGGCAUGGAGGACCGAGUUCGUGGAGCCGGAGGCGAUAUGGUUAGUUGGGACUACGCAUAUAUCCCAGGAAUCUGCUGUGGAUGUCGAACGCGUAGUGCGGGCCUUGAAGCCUGAUAAUGUGGUCGUGGAGCUAUGCAGAAGCAGAGCUGGAAUUAUGUACACUUCCAAUGAAGACGAGCUUGGCCAACAAUUACGUUCAAAUAUGUUUUCUUUGACUGGGACUGGGUUUUUUGGUGCUGUUGGCCGUAGCAUAAACUUGGGUGGUCAAACCGCUCUAGCACUACGUCUACUGCUGGCAGUUUUUUCCUCAAAAAUCUCAUCAGAUAUCAACCGCCCUUUUGGUGAUGAGUUCCGUGCUGCUCGAAAAGUAUCUGAAGAAGUUGGCGCACAAAUUGUUUUGGGGGAUCGGCCAAUUGAGAUAACGCUUGAAAGGGCUUGGAAUUCUCUGACAUGGACUAAGAAACUGAGUUUAGUGAGCUCAGUUAUUCGCGGGAUAACAUCAUCAUCUGAUAUGUCUAGGAAAAGUCUCAAGGUACCAAGUUCAGAUGAUGGCACCUUGCAGCUCUACGAGCAGCUAAGUUUUUCAUAUCCAUCACUCCUGCAGCCUCUUAUACACGAACGAGACACAUACCUUGCAUGGUCACUAAAGCGGAGCAAAGCUGUGAAUAAUAGUAAAAGAGUGGUGGGGGUGAUUGGAAAGGGCCACAUGAAUGGUGUGAUAUAUGCACUUGUAUCAGACCAGGGAAACUUGCGGUUUCGGGACCUUGCAGGUAAGAGGCCAGAUGGUGAUGGCUCCAAUAGGUGGCUUGAUAGUCUUCUUAAGGGUUUGGUUAGAGACACUGUGAUUGGUGUUCUGUUGUGGGCAUUUUAUGAACAGAUAAAAGGCGUACAAUAGAAUUCAAUGAUCCUGAUUUUAAAUUAUUAUUAGUUUGUCUAAUACUCAAGUGAGAACAGGAAAAAAGAAGCAGUGGAUGAAAAUAUAUAUAUAUAUAUUUUUUGUAUAUCCUACAGUUUAAGGAAAGUAUGAUUAUAAUUAAUGUGGAAACAAAUUUAAGUUGUUGA
Corylus avellana is the source of this 1391-nucleotide messenger RNA. Its product is annotated as TraB family protein. Lineage: Eukaryota; Viridiplantae; Streptophyta; Magnoliopsida; Fagales; Betulaceae. The record is from RefSeq and is a predicted model, not a curated record.